Molecule: messenger RNA, 660 nt
Organism: Phytophthora infestans T30-4
Lineage: Eukaryota; Oomycota; Peronosporomycetes; Peronosporales; Peronosporaceae
Exons: 3
Coding region: 1-660 (219 amino acids)
Source: RefSeq, a predicted model, not a curated record
AUGGAUAAACUGCGGCGGCUGGUGGACGACACCACCAGCGCCGUGCAAGAUAAGCUCAAGAGCGGUGAGAGGGAGCUUCGCCGAGCAGCGAGCGAUGCCGGCGCACGAGCACAGCAGGCGGCGGCCAUCGCAGCCGACGAGGCUAAGCGCAGUCUACGGCGGACCGCGGAAGAAGCUAAAGGCGCCGCCAGACACAAAACUGAGAAUAUUGGAAAAGCGGUCAAGCAUAAGGCGGAGGAAGCACGCGCGACAGCGUCCACCAAGGCACGCGGCUUUGGCAGUAAGGUGCUCCAGAACGUGCGCCAAAACCAGGAGCACGCCACGCGCCAGCUGCGCGAAAACUCUAGGCUGCUGCAGCGAUCAGCCAGUGACACCGUAGAUGACCUGAAGAAGCGCGCGCAGCAGAGCGCCGCGGAAGCUACUAGCGCUGCUCAGGAACGGGUCCGAUCCUCCGUCGCAGAGGGCACCCAACGGCUAAAGAGGACGUCGUCGUCUGUAGUAGAGGCAAUUGACCCUCGCGCGAGUGCCCGUAGGGUGCGCAACAAACUGCUGAUGCUGGGCUUUAUCGGCGUGUUCCUCUAUGGCUUUGGGUCAGCCAUGCCUCACGCCAUGGCAAAGUAUGCGCUGGAAAGAGCCAAGAUGGAGGGCGUGGCAGCAUGA